UGCUUUGGGUAUUCUGGGUUUUACGGCGACGAUUUUUUUUUGGUGGGUUUUGAGUUGGGGUUGUAAGGUUUUGGUAGUUUGAAAUCUUUUUUGUUUUUUGCUUUGCGAGUCACUUUUAAAGAAGAGCCAUAUUAGGCAUUGUCACAAACUUAAGAGGUUUUGGUAAUUAGGGUUACAUGAUAUCAAGUUUGUGACUUUUAAGUUGGAGAAAGAGUGGGUUGAUCAUUCUUUAUAUUGUGAUUGAUGGUUCAGAUACUGGGCAGUUGAAUCUUGAAGUUAUAGUUUGACUUGUUAUCCAUUUUGGGAAUUUUGUGUUCAUUAUGAUGAAGCGGAAAUGGAAAAGAUGAUAGUUUUGUUCAAAACUGAAAUGCUAAAUUUACUUGGUAAACAUAGAUUCUAAAGGUAGAUCUUUUUGGGGGUGGCUUUGGUGCAUUAUGGGUUGCGUUUUUUGUGUACCCUCUGCCACUGAAGAUAGUAAGGAAAGUCCCAGAGAAAGGCUAUCAACCAAGGUUUCUUCAGACUUGCGGAUAUCAAGGGCAACUUCUUCAAGAAGGGAGGAGAUACAUAGGGUGAAAGAUCGCUAUGACAGCAAUGACGGAAGAGCCACGCUAAUUGAUAAGCAGGCAAACGGCGCCGUUGGGUUGCAUGGGCCAAAUUUUGAUAGGAAAAGGGAGAGAAUGGAGUAUGCCGCUCCACAAUAUCCAGGGAUGGGUACCAUUCCAAAAGCUACUGAGGGAGAGCAGGUUGCAGCAGGGUGGCCUUCUUGGCUGGCCGCGGUGGCUGGAGAAGCCAUAAGAGGUUGGUUACCCCGGCGUGCAGAUUCUUUUGAGAAGCUCGAUAAAAUUGGCCAGGGAACUUAUAGCAAUGUUUAUAGAGCUCGCGAUCUUGAUCAAAAGAAAAUUGUUGCAUUGAAGAAAGUAAGGUUUGACAACCUGGAGCCUGAAAGUGUUCGCUUUAUGGCUAGGGAGAUUAAUAUUUUGCGUCAGCUUGAUCAUCAGAAUGUAAUAAAACUGGAAGGUCUAGUUACUUCAAGGAUGUCUUGCAGCUUGUAUCUUGUCUUUGAGUAUAUGGAGCACGACUUGGCAGGGCUCGCGUCACAUCCUGGUCUGAAGUUUACAGAAUCUCAGGUGAAGUGUUACAUGCAGCAGCUUUUGCGAGGACUUGAUCAUUGUCAUACCCGAGGUGUUCUGCAUCGUGACAUAAAGGGGUCUAACCUUUUAAUUGAGAACAAUGGUGUUCUGAAAAUUGCAGACUUUGGUCUUGCAAGUUUUUAUGAUCCCAUUCAAAGUCAGCCACUGACAAGCCGCGUUGUAACUCUGUGGUAUCGUCCGCCAGAGCUUCUAUUGGGUGCCACAUAUUAUGGAACUGCUGUGGAUCUAUGGAGUACCGGUUGCAUACUCGCUGAAUUAUACGCUGGCAAACCUAUCAUGCCUGGAAGAACUGAGGUGGAGCAAUUACAUAAAAUCUUCAAGCUUUGUGGCUCACCUUCCGAGGAAUAUUGGAAAAAGUCAAAGUUGCCUCAUGCAACUAUCUUUAAGCCUCAACAGUCUUAUAGACGCUGUGUUGCCGACACUUUUAAGGAUUUUCCUGUGCCUGCUUUAAGGCUUAUGGAGACCUUACUCUCCAUUGAUCCCGCAGACCGUGGAUCUGCAGCCUCUGCUCUUGAGAGCGAGUUCUUCACAACCAAACCCCUUCCUUGUGAUCCUUCAAGCUUGCCAAAGUAUCCUCCCAGCAAAGAGUUUGAUGCAAAAAUGCGAGACGAAGAAGCUAGACGACAAGGAGUGGCAGGAAGCAAGGGCCCGAGGGAUCUUGAGAGGAGCAGAACGAGAGAGUCUCGGGCAAUCCCAGUUCCUGAUGCCAAUGCUGAAUUACUAGUAUCAAUGCAGAAAAGACAAGGGCAAUCUAAUUCCAAGAGCCGAAGUGAGAAGUUUAAUCCUCAUCCAGAGGAAGUUGCUGCUGGCUUCCCUAUGGAACCACCUAGACCAUCACAAGCUGUAGAGUCAAAUGCAGAUUCCCAGGGGCAUCAACAUAAGAGAGCCCAUUCUGGGCCAUUGUCUCAGCGGGCUGCAUGGGCAAAAGCUGGGAAAAAUCCAGAUGAUGCUCCAAAGAUUUCAAGUGGGUCAGACUUGUCAGCCAUGUCAAAUUUCAUGGCAGCAAGGAGGAGUUUAUUGUCUGAAGAUCGCAAAGAAAGGUCUGGCCCAUCUCAAUCAGAAGUUCCAAUACUAAUGUCAAGGUUUCCAGGAUCCUUUAAGGAGGCUUCUGAAUCCUUCAUCCAACAGGAUCAAAAGCAUCAUGUGCCAAGUUUUGCAGGUUCUCAUCAAAAGGAAGAUGGAAGAAUUAGCAACAAAGAUCCAAUCCUUCUUGGUUAUGGGUCAAAGGUCCCCAAGAUUCACUACUCUGGCCCGUUGAUGGUUCCAUCUGGGAACAUGGAUCAGAUACUAAAGGACCACGACCGUCAGAUCCAAGAAGCUGUUAGACGAGCACGACAUGACAAGGCAAGGGUUAGAAAAGUUCAGGUUGAAGCAAACCUGUCAACCAAUUCAUUAUUUGUUUCUGGUCGAUAACCCGGAUCAAGUAUAAACUGAAAUGAGGAGAAGCGUUGCUAGUAGGUUUUAAAUAAAUCAGAUGGUGGUUUAUCUCAUGAAAUAUGAGUUAAAAUUAUUAGAUGGGUCAUUUUGUACAGGCUUUGUUGCCAGAAAGUCGUCUGGUGGCCAUUUUUAGCAAGUUCAUAGUUCACCAGGCUUCCCCCCCCCCCCCCCCCCCCCCCCCUUCUCUGCACAGGGUUUAGUCUUGUAGAGAUUAUUUAUUGGUUGCUAUGGUAGAAUAUUUUGAAAGUCUGGCAAAUUGCUUUAUCUGUUCUGAAGGUAUCAUGUGCGACGUUCUCGAGUUGGGCUGUUCUGGUGAUGGUUUAUUAUAGCUUGUUUCUGAUAGAUUAUGAAAAGCAAUCAAGGUCUUGCUGCUGGCUGCGAUUGUCUGAGUGGAAAAAAGAAUUGCUUUGCGAUGCAAAUAUGUCGUCGCCUGCAAAAUUGCCAUUUGACACUGAAUUAGGCCAGUCUUCUUUUUUCAUG
This is a messenger RNA of Tripterygium wilfordii, 3068 nucleotides long. RefSeq names its product probable serine/threonine-protein kinase At1g54610. Gene Ontology annotation, biological process: positive regulation of transcription elongation by RNA polymerase II; protein phosphorylation. The transcript has 8 exons. Gene Ontology annotation, cellular component: cyclin-dependent protein kinase holoenzyme complex; nucleus. The coding region runs from base 435 to 2564 and encodes 709 amino acids. NCBI's taxonomy places the organism in Eukaryota, Viridiplantae, Streptophyta, Magnoliopsida, Celastrales, Celastraceae. Gene Ontology annotation, molecular function: ATP binding; RNA polymerase II CTD heptapeptide repeat kinase activity; cyclin-dependent protein serine/threonine kinase activity. The record is from RefSeq and is a predicted model, not a curated record.